Messenger RNA from Closterium sp. NIES-65, 1596 nucleotides. The record is from the annotation of a GenBank genome assembly. NCBI's taxonomy places the organism in Eukaryota, Viridiplantae, Streptophyta, Zygnematophyceae, Desmidiales, Closteriaceae.
AUGUCGCCAGCCAAACCAGCGUCAAGGUUACAAUCGGUCGGCGUAGGGCUGCUAGCCAUCAUAGCAGCUUUCCUCCUCUUCUGGCCCGGCCCCGGUGACGUUCCCCGGCGUCGCCUCGCCUUCAAACCUCUGAACAAGGCGCAGAUAUUCAAGAGCCCGUUCAAGGGCUUCAGCAAGGGCGUGCAGGACAUGAUUAACAAGCUCAAGCAGCGCGACCGCACCAUGGCGAAGUUCGUCGGGAACAGCGUCGAGACGAUGCCGAUCAGCGUCAACAUGACGCAGCAAGGCGUGCUCCUCGCGCUGAAAAAGGCCUGGGGAGGGAAUUUCUAUCAGUCGGAAACGUGGCUGCAGUCGGCGCAAGCCGAGCUCUGGUGGGGUGUGACGAUCAACGAAUUUGGAGCUGUUACAGCGUUGGAGUUACCACGUGCGGAGAUCACCGGCCCACUCCCGAUGCUGCUGACGAAGCUCACUGGGCUGACCUCGCUGGACCUCAGGGGGAACCACUUGAGAGGAAGCAUUCCGAAAGGGCUACUCGCGGCUUUACCCGGUCUGCAGUCGCUGUACCUCAGCGAUAAUAACCUCGUUGGCGAGUUUCCUUUUAACGAGGUUUUCAGGAGGCCGGUUGUUCCCAUGGCGAUGUUGCAAAUUGACGGUAACGUCUUCACGGGGACCAUCGCCGACGACGUUUUCGCGAAUGCGACGUCGCUGCAGUCGCUCGGCCUCUCCGCCAACAAGUUCUCCGGGGCGAUUCCCUCCAGCCUCGGCAACUGUCGGCAAAUCUCAGCCAUCGAUCUGAGCGACAACCAGUUUACGGGGCAGAUUCCAGGAAGCAUAGCUGGCCUCCCUGCACUGUCAAUCUUCGACGUCGGUCAGAACAAACUUUCUGGGGUCAUUCCGGAUUUCUUGGGCAACUUCCCAAACAUGAUGAACCUCGACUUGAGCAACAACCAGUUCUACGGGGUCGUUCCGGCAACAUUUUCCAAGUUCGGGCAGACUUUGCGGGCAGUGAAGCUGGCCAACAAUUUUCUCACGGGUCCACUGCCUCAAUUUCCGAACCUUGGGCAGGGCUGUGGCUCUCCGGGUCCUGAUGGCUCCGACAGCAUCUCGUGCUACAUGUUCAGCGUUCUCCUGGACUUAUCCGGUAAUUAUUUUGAGGGCAGCACGCAGUUGACUAUUCAGGUGCCCGGGUCGGAGGACUACCCUGGCACAUCUCAAGUCUGCCCUGCUGAGUAUCCUGAGAAGGUUCUGGUGGAGGGGAACUGUCUCACGACUGACGGUGUGGGGGAUGCGGAGUGUACAGCUGAGGGUCAGAGGCUUCCUGAGCAGUGUAGCGCGUUCUGCGGAACAGGGACUCCAGUGGGCCAAUGUGGCGGCAAUGGGGUGUGUGUUGUGGAUACGUCGGUGGCAGCAGCAGCCAAGCCGAAAUAUGUGUGCAAGUGUGACAACGGGUUCCAGGCUCCUGCUGGUCGGAAGCCGUGGCAGAACAAGCUCCCCAUGUGGUUGAUGCUGCCCAGGAAUCUGAAGAUGAAGAAGAAACAUUUGAGUCAAUUGAGAAGUGUAGGCAUCCAAACAUUGAAGGACUUCAGGGUGCUGUAA